GGGGACCCUCCCCGCCUCGGUCCUGCAGAAGGGACGCAGGAGGUGACCUCGGCCACAGACCGCUGCACAGCAUGACCACUGCCCCAGGCCCUCGGCACCCGCCCGCCUUGGUCUCCUGGGCACUCUGACCGCUGCUACCCGCGCGCCAUGCGGCCCCCAACCAGACCCGUGGCCGCCCUGGGUGCCACGCUGCUGCUGCUGCUGCUGCUGCUGGCCUCGGAGCCAGCGCAGGCGCUGCUGCUGCGGGCCCGCGAGGCCGCGCAGUUCCUGCGGCCGAGGCAGCGCCGGGCCAACCAGGUCUUCGAGGAGGCCAAGCAGGGGCACCUGGAGCGGGAGUGCAUAGAGGAGCUGUGUAGUCAGGAGGAGGCCCGCGAGGUGUUCGAGAACGACCCCGAGACGGAAUAUUUCUACCCAAGAUACCAAGAGUGUGUCAAAAAGUAUGGCUCCCGAUACACCAAACACCCAGAUUUCGUCACAUGCGUCCAGAACCUACCUGACCAGUGCACUCCAAACCCGUGUGACAAGCAAGGGACCCAGGUCUGCCAGGACCUCAUGGGCAACUUCUUUUGCAUGUGCAGAGCUGGUUGGGGGGGCCGGCGCUGUGACAGAGAUGUGGACGAGUGCAGCCAGCAGAAUGGGGGCUGCGGCCAGGUCUGUCUCAACACUCCAGGCGGCUUCUACUGUGCCUGCCACAGUGGCUACACGCUCAGCCAGGAUGAUGGCCGGAUCUGCCAAGACAUAGAUGAGUGUGCAGACAAAGAGGCCUGUGGGGAUGCUCGCUGCCAGAACCUGCCAGGCUCCUACACCUGCCUCUGUGAUGAAGGUUUUGAAUACAGCACCCAGGACAAGGCCUGCAGAGAUGUGGAUGAGUGUGCACAGGGACGCUGUGAGCAAACGUGCAGCAACACCCUGGGCAGCUACACCUGUCACUGCAAUGGCCGAGGGGGCCUCAAGCUGUCCCCCGACAUGGAUACCUGCGAGGACAUCUUGCCCUGCGUGCCCUUCAGUGCAGCCAAGAGUAUGAAGUCCUUGUACCUGGGCCGUAUGUUCAGCGGGGCCCCUGUGAUCCGGCUGCGCUUCAAGAGGCUGCAGCCCACCAGACUGGUGGCUGAGUUUGACUUCCGGACCUUUGACCCUGAAGGCAUCCUAUUUUUUGCCGGAGGCCACUUGGACAGCACCUGGGUGGUCCUGGGCCUGAGAGCUGGUCGGCUAGAGCUGCAACUACGCUACAAUGGUGUCGGCCGUGUCACCAGCAGUGGGCCAGUCAUCAACCACGGCCUGUGGCAGACGAUCUCUGUGGAGGAGCUGGAUCGAAACCUGGUGAUUAAGGUCAAUAAGGAUGCAGUGAUGAAGAUUGCAGUGGCUGGGGACCUGUUCCAGCUGGACAGAGGCCUGUACCACCUGAACCUCACAGUGGGGGGUGUUCCUUUCCCAGCCCAGGACCUCGUCCAGCCGAUCAACCCUCGCCUGGAUGGCUGCAUGAGGAGCUGGAGCUGGCUGAAUGGGGAAGACAACACUAUCCAGGAAACAGUGAAGGCAAACACGAAGAUGCAGUGUUUCUCAGUGACAGAGAAGGGGUCCUUUUUCCCUGGCAGCGGAUUUGCCUUCCACAGCCUCAGCUACACACGGACGUCCCUGAACACGGGAACCGAAGGGACCUGGGGAGUGGAAGUAGUGGCUCGGAUCCGCCCCGCAGCUGACACAGGAGUGCUGCUCGCACUGGUAGGCGGCAACGACACAGUGGCCCUAUCUGUUGCCCUGGUUGACUACCACUCCACGAAGAAGCUCAAGAAGCAGCUGGUGGUCCUGGCAGUGGAGAACAUUGCCUUGGCCCUGAUGGAGAUCAAGGUGUGUGAUGGCCGGGAACAUGUGGUCACUGUGUCCCUGAAGGAGGGCGAGGCCAGCCUGGAGGUGGACGGCACCAAGAGUCAGAGCGAACUGAGCACCACCCAGCUGCAGGAGCAGCUGGCACUGCUGGGGACACAUCUGCAGGGCCCAGUGCUUACCUUCAUUGGGGGCCUGCCAGAUGUGCCUGUGACCUCGGCCCCGGUUACCGCCUUCUACCAUGGUUGCAUGACACUGGAGGUCGGUGGGAAGCCCCUGGACCUGGAUGAGGCCAUGUACAAACACAGCGACAUAACCACACACUCCUGCCCACCUGUGGAGCACAUUGCACCCUAGACCUGCAAGGGGGACAUCCCAGGGGCUCUGUCCCACCAUCCAGAUGGAAGGCACAACCCUGCACACCAAGCAGCUGGCUGCACUGGCGAGCUGUUCUCCUGCAGACCCUCUGGGCUGCGACAUAGUUGUAAAUAAUAUUAGCAUUGAGGCUGCGCUCAGCCGCAGGGCGACUGAGCUCCAAGAGGAUGCAUGGGGGUGGCAGCCCGAAGCAGAGUGGACUGAGGAAAUAGUUCUCUAUUAUUUUUAUUACCACACGCUUCUGACUUGAAAAUAUGGAGAAUAAAAUGUUUAGAGAAACUUUUUUAA
Molecule: messenger RNA, 2487 nt
Organism: Cavia porcellus (domestic guinea pig)
Lineage: Eukaryota; Metazoa; Chordata; Mammalia; Rodentia; Caviidae
Gene: Gas6
Product: growth arrest specific 6
Exons: 15
Coding region: 148-2181 (677 amino acids)
Biological process (GO): phosphatidylinositol 3-kinase/protein kinase B signal transduction
Cellular component (GO): extracellular region
Molecular function (GO): receptor ligand activity; calcium ion binding
Source: RefSeq, a predicted model, not a curated record